CUGCUCCUAUUUAAUAUCCCCCCCCCCCUUCACGAUAGUCAUAGCCCUUUCCACUCGCAAGUGUACCCCUAUUCCCCCGGCCUCCCUGACUUGAUCAUCUCGGAUCGCGGAGGAACGCGGAACCAUUGCUAAUCAAUUCCUCCGUCCAGACGAGUCAGCAGUUUCUCUUCCAGCAAACAAACACUCAAAUUCGAAAUGCAGUCAUUCGUUUUCACCGCUUUUCUUGCCGUCUGCUCUGUCCUGUCUGUGUCUGCGCAGACGUAUCCUCCUUUCAAUGUCUCCGCUGUGUAAGUCUGCUAUUGGGUUAUUGUUAACUAUUCCUUGGAUACGGCUAAUACGGGCCUUGUUGUGAUGCUAGUCCAGAGGCCAUUAGGACCCAGUGGUGCAAAGCCCAAACCGCUGCAUGCCCUCUUUUGUGCGGUGAUCAGGAUAAGACUGCCGCACAGAACAAGUGCUUCCCGGUGAGUUACCACCCUGCGUAAAUCCCCAAAUAUAUUCUAACAGAUCCCUAGGACAAUCUCUUUUACGACUGUGUUUGCAAUGAUGGCACCAUGCCCAAUUUGACCGAGUAAACUUCUCCCUUUUAUCGAUUCAAAGGUUUGCCCAGAAUGCAUAUAGCUGAUUAUUUACGCCAGGUACUCCCAAACUAUCCCUUACUUCCGCUGCCAGGCCGAGGUCAAGGGUUGCUCCGAUGCCUGCACCGGUAACUCGAAAUGUCAGUCCGAGUGUACCGCAAAUAGGCCAUGUGGUGCUACCGAUCCUCAGCGUCUCAAUACCUCUACCAUCACCAGCACCAAAAGUGCCUCCAAGACUUCUGCACCCACAGUGUUCACCACCACAGAUGCCAAUGGUUUUGUAGUCACUGGUACCACUGCUGCUGGUUCGUCUGGAUCAAACUCAAACAGUGCUGCCGGAAGUCUUAUUAUGGAGGCUGGUAGUGCGUAUGGCCUGGGAUUCGUUGUUGCUGGUAUCGCCAUUGGGGCUGCCCUUAUUGGCGUCUAAGGCUUUGUGGAAUGGUGGAGGUAUGACGGAAAUCAAAAUUGGUGUGGCUUGAUACAAUGAUAUGGGCAAAUAAUUCUCUCUGAUGUUCUGGCUUUGUACCCUUCGUGAUCAUAUCUUUUUCCUUUUAAUGCUCCUUUUUCCUCUCAUCCAACAUAUUUAAGCUUUAAGGUUCCAGAUCAUUGAGCAUCGCAUGUCAUUUUCAUUCUCUGUUCCUAGUUUUCCUUCUCUCUAUCUUUUUUUUUUUUUUUUUUUCCACUACCUCACCGUCGUGGAACUGUAUUAUUUUUUUUUUUUUUCCUUCAAAACGGGCAUGUAUUUGGACAAACGUGUCAGCUUAAUGAACGAAGUAAAGCGGAUACUCCCGGACCGUUACCGUACAAAUUUGCGCAUUGUGAGUGUGAUUUGAUUUGCCAGGUUACGGUAGCGUGAUCCUUUUUCAAUCGAACGAUAAAAAAAGCCCGCCACCAGAAGUCUCGGAGAAACUCUUUCCACCAGCCCGCCCGCCGUGUUACAUUACAUUUAAGGCUCCAACAGAAGCGCGGAAAUAACGGCAACCAGUCCCAUUGCCGGGCGUGCGGUUGAUCUGCAGCAGCAGGAGGA
Tuber aestivum (summer truffle) is the source of this 1602-nucleotide messenger RNA. The record is from the annotation of a GenBank genome assembly. NCBI's taxonomy places the organism in Eukaryota, Fungi, Ascomycota, Pezizomycetes, Pezizales, Tuberaceae.